AAGUCUCAUCAGGACGACGAAACCAUCCGCCCUCUCUUCAGAAAUCAAAGCCUCGCUAAUAUCUGCAAAAAUGUCCAGCUCAUCGGAGUAUUCUGGAGUUUCCGGCCAAAAUCCGGUGAAGUCGCCGGAGAUCUCCACGUUUUCCCAGACUUGUAAUCGGUUGAGCCAAUACCUCAGAGAAAACGGUUCCUUCGGUGACCUCACCCUCGGCAUAACAAAACGCAACCCCGCCCCUGAAACACACGGGUCACCUGAGAACUCAUGCUAUUCUGCAACAACCAUGGAGUUAUUUCCCACAAAGGAGAACAAUAAUGUGACAACCAUGGAUCUUCUUUAUCCACGUGCUCCUGCUUAUGCAAACACAAGGUAUGCGUGUUUCUUGUUGCUUUUCAUGCACCGCACCGUUUCUUUUCUGCGUUUAACAAAAGCGGAGGAGAUUCUGUCCUUGGCUAAAAGAGGGAACUCUUGUGCAUGCGCUUCUACGCAGCCCACCCGGCCUUACUUGUUUCAACCCCACUCCCAGCUACAGUCCGCACCUGUUGUUGGUGAUCUACCUAUUGCAAGGAAGGCUUCGCUGCAUCGCUUCCUGGAGAAGAGAAAGGAUAGAAUUGCUUCAAAAGCACCAUAUCAAAGCAGCAGCCCCGUCUCGGUCCCUAAUAAAGCAGCUGAGUCGUCUAUGGCAUGGCUUGGGUUAGGAGCUUAAUCAACACACUAUCAAAAGCAGUUUUGUUCAUAAUUGGUGGACUGCUCAAUUAGGCUUUUUGUUAUUUUGGUUUCACCCUAUCCCCACUGCUAUAUAUCAAGACUAAGACAAAUAUACAUCUAACUUUAUUCCUAUUUAGCUUCUGCCUAGUUAUUUCUUUCCUUGUAAUUAUUAGUAUCUCAAACAUUUUGGAUUCAAUACUAUUUCAUUCCAUUUCUUUUAA
Messenger RNA from Arachis duranensis, 926 nucleotides. RefSeq names its product protein TIFY 10A. Bases 71 to 703 code for a protein of 210 amino acids. Lineage: Eukaryota; Viridiplantae; Streptophyta; Magnoliopsida; Fabales; Fabaceae. Gene Ontology annotation, cellular component: nucleus. Gene Ontology annotation, biological process: regulation of defense response; response to wounding; regulation of jasmonic acid mediated signaling pathway. The transcript is spliced from 4 exons. The record is from RefSeq and is a predicted model, not a curated record.